Messenger RNA from Cheilinus undulatus (humphead wrasse), 825 nucleotides. It is a transcript of the gene vtcn1, whose product is annotated as V-set domain containing T cell activation inhibitor 1. Bases 1 to 825 code for a protein of 274 amino acids. The record is from RefSeq and is a predicted model, not a curated record. NCBI's taxonomy places the organism in Eukaryota, Metazoa, Chordata, Actinopteri, Labriformes, Labridae. The transcript is spliced from 5 exons.
AUGGCUUCCCUCGGGGAUAUCAUCUUCUACAGCAUGAUUGUCCUCAUUGUCUUAUUCUCAGCCCUCAUCAUCCUCCUCUUAGCCUUGGCCUUCUCAGGUGAGUCCUCUGAGGUGUCCAGCACCAACACUCUGCCCAUUGCCAACCUCGGCCAGGACGUCGUCCUCAGCUGCUUUCUCAAUGUCAAACUUGAACUAGCCAAACUCAGACAGGUGUCAGUCACCUGGGAAAAGGAAGACCUAGAUGGGCUCGUUCAUCGUUACGUGGAUGGAGCAGCAGAUCUGGUGGAUCAGGACUCCCAGUUCAAAGGGAGGACUCAGGUGUUCCCAGAGGCUUUAGGUUCAGGGAACGCCUCCCUGCUGAUGCGGGAUGUGAGAAACAGCGACGCAGGGCAGUACACCUGCAGGAUCAGCUCCUCUGAGGGCGGCGGGAUGGUGAACAUUCAGCUUAGGACAGCAGCCUUUACAGCCCCCAACUUCAAGUUCUCAAAUGGCGUCCUGGUUGCAGAGGCCAGCAGGUGGUUUCCCAAACCAAACAUCACCUGGUCAGACGAGGCUGGGAACGUCCUGAACGGGACUACGAGCUUCACACAAAACUCUGCUGGGAUUUACAGAGUGGUCAGCACGGUUCAGGCAGUCAAUGUCAGCGACACCUACACCUGCAGGAUUGAAAACGAGCUAGUGUCUGCUGUUUCUAAGGCGACAGUUACAGACACUGAAGUUUUUAGGAGGACAUACUUCACUUUCAACGCUGCAUCAACCCUGCUGGCAUCCAUAUACCUGAGCACUCUGGCCACCAUACUCUACAUCUAUUAUCUGGCCUCAUAA